Messenger RNA from Prorocentrum cordatum, 551 nucleotides. The record is from the annotation of a GenBank genome assembly. NCBI's taxonomy places the organism in Eukaryota, Dinophyceae, Prorocentrales, Prorocentraceae.
UGGAGAACGGCCCUGAUGAGGCCAGUACCGCCCCCGCUGACGGCUCUGGGAAGCCGCCUUCGAAGAAGAGGAAGAAGGGUGCCGGCGCCAGCGCCGCGCUGCGGUGCAUCGCGCCCCUCAGCGAGGAGGACCUCGGCCUGCGCAAGCAGUGCGUGGACCUCUGCAAUCGUCUCCUGGCAGAGCCCGAGGUGUCAGAGGGCGGCAUGACGGUGCGGCAGCGCAACGCCCUCUGCAGUCUGUUGCUCGCCCUGGCGCUCGUGCUGCUGGACGCGGACGACCAGGAAGACCGCGAUGCGCUGAGGGCGCAGAUCAACGAGGUUCUCCCCGUCGUGUCUGGUCUCCCAGCCGAGGCCCCCGCGGACGCUCCCGCGAAGAGGCGUGCUAAAGUGCAGAAGCAGCGGCAGGAGGCUCUUGCGGCGGUGCCCCGAGUGGCGGCUGAGCUCUUCACGAACAGCGGAGGUUUGAUGAAGGAGAGGUCACGCGCAUGGCCUGGCGAGAGUUGGGCGAUUUCACCCCCGACGAGACAAUAUCCAGCAUUUGUGCCUCGGUGA